AUGCCUGCUGCCUCAUCGUCUACCACUCUUCUCCCCGCCGCCGGCUCGGCCUCGCCUUCCAUCAGCCGCAAGUCCUCAGCCUCCGCUCCCGAAAAGAAAUACAAGUGCCAGUUCUGCAAUCGCGCUUUUAGCAGAAGUGAGCACCGCAGCAGACACGAACGAUCGCGUAAGUUGCCCCACCCCGCCACACCACCACUUAUCAGACACUGA
Aureobasidium vineae is the source of this 210-nucleotide messenger RNA. The record is from the annotation of a GenBank genome assembly. Lineage: Eukaryota; Fungi; Ascomycota; Dothideomycetes; Dothideales; Saccotheciaceae.